AGGAAGCAGCAGCAGGACUUGAAUGGUGGACAAGUGUCUGAGUCCAUGUUGAGCCAGGAGAGACUUGUCUGUCAAGUUCUCGCUCUGGUAGCACACACGGAAGUCUGAGGCUGAAAGAGACGCAACAUGUUUCAAAUGAAGACACGGUGAGAUAAAACUACAUCUAUCAGGCACACUUGACUCUGUGUAGUGUUAUAAUAAUAAUAUAUUGUUAAUAUUAAUAUAUUAUUAAUAUUAUUAUUGUUAUUAUUGCUGUUGUUAUUAAGAAUAACAAUAACAAAAAAAACGUAAUAAUUUGUUUUAAGUUGCAAGAUAAGACUUGCGACAAUAGCGAAGAAACGAAGUCGGUCUUACUGAGUUGCAGUUUCGUUUUGAGAAUCUCUUUCAGCGCCGUCACGGUCAUUUUCCCGAACUGCUCUUCAUUCUGGCACAGAUCGAGGACCAAACUGUCCCCUCUGGGUCCGCUGACGUAAAGCUGGAUCACCAUGCUGCUGCCUCCUCGGGUGGGAUGAGACACUUGGUUCGAGUAGAACAGUUCUUUCUGAUCUGGCUUUUUUCAUGAGACCUCCUCCAAGCAGAAGUCACGUGAUUUCUCUGAACUAUGGACGAGAUCAUAACUCACCUAACGAAGACAUCUGGAGACUGAACAAGCAAACAUGGGCUUCUGGAAUUCUAAACCCGCUGUGACCAACACGACCAUCAAGAACACAUCGACUGAGACACCGACCAGAACCGACAUUACCCGAACUGCUGAGGAGAAAUGCUACGACCCGAAAGACCCCAACCUGGAGUUUGUGGAGCGAGAGGACGAGAUGGACGUCUUGUGCGUCAACUACAAGUCUCCAAGAGCGCUGAUGUCCUGCGGUCACUCCGUCACCCCCAUGUCACUCACAAGUUACUGCCGUCAUUUAUUGGAAGAGGGGCGCAGCAGGUUUGUGUGUGCUGUGUGUGAGGAAGAAUGGUCCUUCCAGGAGGUUCAGAAAAUGGCUCUUCUAACUCCUCAAGAGGCUGAUGACUUUGAGAAGGUGAUGUGGGAAAACUAUAAAGAGGAAUUUGAAGUCAAAUCUUGUCCAGGCUGCAAGUCUUCUUUCCUGAGAACCAACCUCAACGACCUCAGUGUCAAAUGCACAGUUUGCAGUGCUGGUAGAGUUGGCAUUUACAUCUUCUGCUGGCAGUGUUUGAGGGAGUGGAGAGGUCCAGCUCCUCGAGCAGACCGUUGUGACAACGAAGGUUGCAACAAAACAGUACUGGAGACACUGAAGAACUGUCCAGACAUUGUCUUUCAACAUUCAGGUUUAGCCAAGGUCACUGGUUGCCCUUCAGUGCGGGCCUGUCCCACAUGUGGUGUCCUGGUGGAGCACAAUUCAAAUCACUGUAAGUCCAUCAACUGUGACCGCUGUAAAGUGCCCUUUUGUUUUAUCUGCCUGAAAAUGAAAGAAAAGUGUUACGCAACAAGCUCUCCCUACACACCGUGUUGUGAUGGUGUGGCUCCAAGACAAAGCUUCAUUCCUGCACGGCAGAAAACAUAAAAUGAGGCCAAACAUAAUGGCAAUAAUUGGCUUUUGUUUAUUUUUUUCUUGUCGACUUUCUUGUCAUUGUCUGAUUCUUUUUAAAUGGACAGAUACCAACCUCUGUCACAAUCAGGGGUUUCAGUCUGGUGCAGUAAUAAAGUUACCUUUGUACUUGUUACAUUUUUUAGUGGGGCUAGUGCAAAAUGUCUUUCAAACAUUUCAUUCAGAUGAAAGGAAUUGCAUAAAAGGGAUCACAAUGACCAGGGGCUGUAUUCCUAAAUAUUGUUUGUGGCCACAUUCUUAGAAUCGUGAUAUUUUCUUAGAAUUUCCCCUAAAAAUGAGGAGUGAAUCCUCAUAAAGGGAAAAGCUGGUGGCCAGAAGAGGCAGGAGAGAUAUUUGUGUGAAUGCUCGAUGGAUGUUCUUAGCUUUUCUUUCAUAGUUCGUCCACCAUUUUUUUUCUUCACAACUCCUCCUUUAGUAGCCCUAGAUUCACCAAGACA
Synchiropus splendidus (mandarinfish) is the source of this 2011-nucleotide messenger RNA. RefSeq names its product E3 ubiquitin-protein ligase ARIH2-like. The transcript has 4 exons. Bases 657 to 1529 code for a protein of 290 amino acids. The record is from RefSeq and is a predicted model, not a curated record. Lineage: Eukaryota; Metazoa; Chordata; Actinopteri; Syngnathiformes; Callionymidae.